GAUCCGCGGGCCGGAACCGCGAGUCGGGGCUCCCCCGCCACACCCCUCUUGGGAUUUAAAGGGCCAGGAGGGACUGGGUUGGGCCGAAGUCCGAACUAAGGGAGCGGGCAUGAGACGCUGCCCGUGCCGGGGGGGUCUGAACGAGGCAGAGCCCGGGGCGCUGCCGGCAGCGGCCCGCAUGGGGCUGGAGGCGCCGCGAGGGGGGCGGCGGCGGCAGCCCGGGCAGCAGCGACUUGGGCCCGGCGCCGGGGGCCCGGCGGGGCGGCCGGAGGGGGGCGGGCCCCGGGUCCGGACCACGGGGUCCUGCCUCCACUCUGAAUGCGAGAAGGCCAGCCUCGGGCCUGAAUGGGGGACAGACAGACAGACUGAGCCUGAAGCAGCCGGCCUCGGAGCGGAGACAGAGCGGCCGAGUCCAAAGACGGAGCCAGACAGGUCCAGCCCUCGGACACAUCCAGAAAGGAGCAGCCACUGGUCAGAGCUGGAGACACCCGGCCCCUGGACGGAGGAGCCUGGCACAGGUGGAUUUUGCACUGACCCACGCAGGCCCGGCCUCCAGUCUCGGCCACAGAGGGCCAGACUCUGGACACAGCCAAGCUUUGAUGGGGCCUGGACAGAGUCAGAAAUACAUGGCCCACAGACCCAGCCCGAGAGGUCCAAGCCCUGGACGGACAACCCCCGGACCCACCAGAAGAGCUCCAGCCUUCAGACGCAGCCGGAGGGGGCCUGGCGGGAACUAUGCAUGGAUGGCUCCAGGACACAACAGGACCCUGAAGGCCCCUGGACAGCCUCUCACACAGAUGGCUCCCAGAUACAACAGGAUACCGAAACCGCCUGGAGACAGGUUGGCACCCACGGUUUCCCAACACAGCAAGCUGCUGACGGCUCCUGGACACAGCCAGGCGCUGAUGAUGCACAGACACAAGAUACUCAUGGACCCCAGACAGAGCCUGGGACAGACUACUUUUUGGGGGAGCCCAACCAAGAUGGCCCAUUAGCGGAACCAGAACCUGGGCAGUUGCUGACUCACCUGUACUCUCACCUGGGGUAUAACUCCCUGACCCCAGUGCCCCGCCUCAUCAUCACUCCUGAAACCCCUGAGCCUGAGGCUCAGCCAGUGGGACUCCCGUCCCAGGUUGAAGUGGGCAGUGGAGGCUUCUCCUCCGCCUCCUCUUUCGACGAGUCUGAGGAUGACGUGGUGGCCGGGGGUGGAGGUGCCAGCGACACUGAGGACAGGUCUGGGAAUAAAUCCUGGAAGAAGCUGAAGACAGUUCUGAAGUAUUCGCCCUUCGUGGUCUCCUUCCGAAAACACUACCCUUGGGUCCAGCUGUCCGGACAUGCUGGGAACUUCCAGGCGGGAGAGGAUGGUCGGAUUCUAAAGCGUUUCUGUCAGUGUGAGCAGCGUAGCCUGGAGCAGCUGAUGAACGACCCCCUGCGGCCUUUUGUGCCAACCUACUAUGGUGUGGUGCAAAGGGAUGACCAGGCCUUCAACCAGAUGGAAGAUCUCUUGGCGGACUUCGAGGGCCCCUCCAUCAUGGACUGCAAGAUGGGCAGCAGGACCUACCUGGAGGAGGAGCUGGUGAAGGCUCGAGAACGGCCCCGGCCCCGCAAGGACAUGUAUGAGAAGAUGGUGGCUGUGGACCCCAGGGCCCCCACCCCUGAGGAGCAUGCCCAGGGUGCCAUCACCAAGCCCCGCUAUAUGCAGUGGAGGGAGACUGUGAGCUCAACCUCCACCCUGGGCUUCCGCAUUGAGGGCAUCAAGAAAGCCGAUGGGACCUGCAACACCAACUUCAAGAAGACACAGGAGCUGGAGCAAGUGACAAAGGUGUUGGAGGACUUUGUGGAUGGGAACCAUGGAAUCCUGGGCUCCCCUUUUUCCAUCCUGGCCGGGUAUGGGACAAGGUCAGAUCUCAAGGUGGGUAAGGACCCCCAAAGUCCCUGUGCUAAUCAAGAAACUCUCCCUCUCAAACAGAGAAAGUACGUGGCACGCCUAGAAGAACUCCGAGAAGCUCUGGAGAACUCCCCCUUUUUCAAGACCCAUGAGGUGGUGGGCAGCUCCCUUCUCUUUGUGCAUGACCACACUGGCCUGGCCAAGGUUUGGAUGAUCGACUUUGGCAAGACAGUGGCUCUGCCUGACCAUCAGACACUCAACCACCGGCUGCCCUGGGCUGAGGGUAAUCGUGAGGACGGCUACCUCUGGGGCCUGGACAACAUGAUUCGCCUUCUUCGGGGGCUGGCCCAGAGCUGACCCGCUUGCCUUCUGCGAGGAUUCUUUAUUGGAUGGUACUCAGCUGGCUGGAGGAGCCCUGAGGUGUGCAGGGGCCUGAGUUCAGCCACGGAGGCACUGACCUCUGGGACAGGAGAGGUUGUGGCACACCACUCAAGCCCAGUGUGGAAGAUCUGAAGGGCCUUGGAGACCAAGUAGCACCCAGUCUUUUCAUGAUCCAGGGGUUGUAAGGACUGGAGAGGGGACAGGACGUGGCUGGGUCCCACUAUGGGUCAGAACCAGACUGGGUCCUCUGGCCAGCCGGGAAGGUUCCAGAGGGGCUGCUGGAGGCCACAACUAAACCAUACAUCCUGAAAGAACACCAUUCAGAUGCUGUAGGCUACAGGCCUGACACAUGCCUAUCACCACAGGAAUGACUGUGAUCACUACUCCUUGUCAGCCCCCUCCGGCUAUGCGCUGGCUCUGAUGCCAGGGACCAAUCAGCUUCAUCUGUGGUGCCCCAGAACCAGACUUUAUUUGUGAGCAAAUGCAGGAGCUGCUGUCUGCCUGGGAGCAUUAUGGCCCCAUCUCUUCUUCUGGGGGCCCUUCAGGUGCUGACAGAAGCUCUGAGAAGGGUGUGACACCAUGGGACCGGCCUGAGAGCUGACGCUGCUGAGCAGAGCCCAGUUCACCCUGUCCUGCCCUCCCAUGGCCCCAUGGGAUCCUCCCUGCUCCUGGGAGAGCUCUGCUGACCCCCUGCAGACCAAAACCACGGCCACAUCCUGUGCCAGCCUGUGACCAGCACAACCUCAUUCCUCUGGCACCAUCUCAGCUUUGGGACUUCCUCCCCUUACCCUGUGAGGUCUCCUUCCUCCCAGCUGACGGAGGUGGCAGGGGCAGGGAAGCUGGCUCAGAACCAGAGCUACCUUCCUUUGGUGGCCUGCACCCCGCGGCCCUUGCGUGAGAAGUGCCCUGCUUGAGUCAGAGGCUCAGGGUGGGUGGGGCUGCUGGCUGUGACCCCAGGCUCCCAACCUGGUCCAAACCAAAGCCCCUCUUUCUUCCCCUCCUCCUGUACUUGUAACUGGCUUCCUGGCCCACAGGGCUGGGCUGGGGAGGACAGGCAGCUCCCUCUUUCUGAGUCAAAACUCUAAUGUAGUCUUCCAGGGCUCAGGAGGCAUGUUCCUUUUCUAUGGACCUUUAUACUUAUUUAUACAAAAGAGACAGGUAGUUGUUAGACGGGGCAGUGCUGGGGAACUGGAGGCAACAUCGCUUCACUGCCUUCCCCCCGACGACCCCCUAAUAAAGAGGACAUUCAAAGCCAA
Molecule: messenger RNA, 3525 nt
Organism: Myotis lucifugus (little brown bat)
Lineage: Eukaryota; Metazoa; Chordata; Mammalia; Chiroptera; Vespertilionidae
Gene: ITPKC
Product: inositol-trisphosphate 3-kinase C
Exons: 7
Coding region: 110-2245 (711 amino acids)
Biological process (GO): inositol phosphate biosynthetic process
Cellular component (GO): cytoplasm; nucleus
Molecular function (GO): inositol tetrakisphosphate kinase activity; inositol-1,4,5-trisphosphate 3-kinase activity
Source: RefSeq, a predicted model, not a curated record